This is a messenger RNA of Ixodes scapularis (black-legged tick), 4013 nucleotides long. RefSeq names its product RNA-binding protein 25. The record is from RefSeq and is a predicted model, not a curated record. The coding region runs from base 171 to 3200 and encodes 1009 amino acids. Gene Ontology annotation, biological process: mRNA processing; regulation of alternative mRNA splicing, via spliceosome. Lineage: Eukaryota; Metazoa; Arthropoda; Arachnida; Ixodida; Ixodidae. Gene Ontology annotation, molecular function: mRNA binding. The transcript has 21 exons. Gene Ontology annotation, cellular component: spliceosomal complex.
AUGAACGAGCACAGGAGCACACACAGCUUGUAUGAUGCCGUGCUGCAAACGCCAUUUGUGUUAAACGCCAUCGCUAAUCGUCAGUCUUUUGGUACGCGGCAAAUAAUUCUUCUUAGGCAGUACCCCACCAAAACGUAACCACGGAAUACCGACUUGUGCUCCGGGAAGACAUGUCUUUCCCGCCCCAUCGGCCGCCCUUGGGCAUGCCGGGCAUGCCUCCCAUGUUACCACCGCCAUACUCCAUGCCUCAUCACAUGGUGGCGGGAGGCAUGAUACCGAUGGCCAUGGGUGUGAUGCCUCCGAUGAUGACGCACGUGGCCAUGACGGUGCCCCAGUCAAUCCCAAUGCUGGCGCAGCCGCCGCAGCAGCCUGUUCCGCAGUCGCGCUCGCAGGGCAAGCGCGGCCACGGCUCAGGCGCCGGGGGCGGUUCGGCCUCGUCCGGUGCCGUCAUCGAGAAGAAGCCCCUGGUGCGCCGGAACCAGCCCUCGCACGAGAACUCAUCGAAGGGGCCCCCGGUGACAGUCUUUGUGGGCAAUAUCACGGAACGGGCGUCGGACAACCUCAUUCGGCUCAUACUGCAGAGGUGUGGAUCGGUGGUCAAUUGGAAAAGAGUUCAGGGGGCAAACGGUUGGCUUCAAGGCUUUGGCUUCUGCGACUAUGGGGAUCCUGAAUCCGCCAUGCGUGCCAUCAGAAUCCUGCACGACUGGGAAAUUGGAGACAAGAAGCUUGUUGUGAAAGUGGACGCCAAGACAAAGGAGAAGCUCGACGAGUACAAGGCAAGCAAACGGACCCCACAAAAUGGCGCCGACCCGGCUGCCGCCGCCACCCCGGCCGGCGCCACCCCAGCCGGUGCCACCCCAGCUGGUGCCACCCCGGCGGCGGGAGAAGGCGGCGCAGCAGAGGCAAAGCCCGCCGCAGACGACAUUGAUGAGGCCACCUGGCGCCAGGACAGGGACACCCGCGAGUCGAUCCUGCACCUGUUGCGCUCCCACGCCGGAGAGCUCAACCGAGGCGGAGGAGGAGGCGGUGGCGGCGGCGGCGGAGGUGGCAGCGGAGGAGGAGGAGGGGGCGGAGGUGGAGGAGGAGGAGGAAGUGGCGGCGGCGGAGGAGGAGGUGAUGGUUCCUCAGCCAGGUCUCCAAGACAGUCUCGACGCGACAGCCCCGACAAUGAAAGGGAAUACAGGUCGAGCAGAAAUCACCGUCUGAUGCAAGAACUGGACGAAAUGGACAUUGAAGAAGACAAGAGGAACUUGAUCACGAGAGAGAUCGACAAAUUCAGGGACACUUACAAGAGGCAGCAGGAAGAGGACCGCGACCGAGAGCGGGAGCGACGGCGAGACCGCAAGGAGCGCCGCCCGUCGCCCGACCGGUCUCGCAUCCGGGACCGGGGAAGCGAGAGAGACAAGGAACGCAGCGGUGACCGGGGCGACCGCGGCGAUCGGGGUGACCGUGGCGAUCGCGGCGAUCGUGGGGACCGCGGCGAUCGUGGAGACCGCGGUGACAAGGAGAAGGACCAGAGGAUCUCUCGAGACCCAGACAAGGCGGAGGAGAGGUCACGGGAGAGAGAGAGGUCCGAGCGCGAACGGGACCGGGAGGCGAGAGAGCCAUCGUCGUCGUCGUCGCAACAGCCGCCCCAGCCGCCGGCGCCGCCGCGUUCAGAACGUGCACCUUCCAAGGCCCGGUCGGAGUCACCGGACUGGGUCCAGAAAAAGGAACGAGAACGGGAGAAGGAGAUGCGAGAGAUGCUUCGACGAGGCGACAAGGGUCAGGUUCAGCGACCCACCACUAAUGUAACCGAGGAAAAGCCACGUGACUCCGAGCGAGACUGGGAGAGGGAGCGCGAGGAAGAGGAGGAUGCCCACGAACGCAAGAAGAUGGAGAGGAAGCUGCGCGAGAAGGAAGCCGCUUAUCAGGAGCGGUUGCGCAACUGGGAAACGAGGGAGCGUCGCAAGGCCAAGGAGUACGAGAAGGAACGCCUCAAGGAAGAAGAGAAGAGGUCUGAAGAGGGGAAGGAGGCACGACGGUUGAAGGAGUUCCUCGAAGACUACGAAGACGAACGGGACGACGUCAAGUAUUACAAGGGCAGCUCCUUGCAACGCCGGUUGAAAGACCGCGAGAAGGAGCUGGAACUGGACAACCGGGACCGGCAGCGAGAGAGGGAGGAGCUCGAAGAACUGCGGCGGAAGCUCACCGAGGAAGGACACCCCGACCCCGAGGCGGAGGCCAAGCGGAUCCACCACGAAGAGGAGGUGCGGCUGCUCAGGCCCCUGCUCCUGCCCAUCGGGAAGCCGGACCCCGAACCCGCGCCGGAGCCAGCACACCGAGACCUGACCCCUCCCCGGCGGCCACACCACGGCCGGUUGUCCCCCAAGCGGUCCCCCAAGGCGUCGCCCAAGCAGGCGCCGCUUGCGGCCGAGCCGCGAUCCCCGGCACCCACCAUGGCGGCACCGGAACAGCCGGAGGUUCCCUCCGCGGCGAGGGCAGCCGGCUACGCCGCCAUGGGGUCUCCCCAGCGACUGUCGUCGGUGUCCCCCAGGGCCCCCUCCUUUGCCCCCUUGAUCUCGCUGGAGGAGGACAACAGCGGCCAGAACAGCCUGUCCGGCUUCUCGGACGUCCUGGUCACCCCCAAGGAGGAGGCCAGGCCCAUCGGCUUUGGCGUGCUCAAGCUGGGCAGUGGCGGUGCCAGCCCAAACCCGCCCUCGGGGCGCAAGAGCCCUUCCGCGGGGGGCGGCAAGCGCAAGAAGCAGCUGUCGGCGGCGGCCUCGGAGGCGUUUGGGGCCGAGGAAGAGGAGGAGGUGGUGGAGACGCGCAAGAAGCGCAAGCUGGUGCCCCUGGAGGAGGACGAGAAGCACAUGAACACGGAGGAGAAGCGCAAGCACAUCAAGAGCCUCAUCGACCGCAUCCCCACCUCCAAGGAGGAGCUGUUCAACUUCAACUUCGACCGCAGCCUCGUAGACAAUGCCCUGAUGGACAAGAGGAUCCGACCGUGGAUCAACAAGAAGAUUGUGGAGUACAUUGGAGAGGAGGAACCCACCCUGGUGGACUUUAUCUGUUCCAAAGUGCUGGCGGGCAGUGCAGCGCAGAGCAUACUCAACGAUGUCUCUAUGGUUCUCGACGAGGAAGCGGAAGUCUUUGUGGUGAAAAUGUGGCGCCUGCUCAUCUACGAAAUAGAAGCCAAGAAAGUGGGUCUCGUGAAGUGAGGCCGGACCGGUCCGGGAGCGACGACGCGGCGUGCAUCAGGACUUUGUACCGCCUUCUUCCCCUCCUUCUCUGUAUUGUGGUACUCCUAUCGUUGUCGGUUAUUUUUUUACGAAGUACCACCGUCUGUAAAUAUGGUGUCCCCUCUUUUCCACUUCCCGGGCGUACGUCUUUUUUUUUUUUUUGCCCGGGUAAUUUCAACUGCCAGUUACUUUUUUUUUUCUCUCUCUCUCUCUCUUUUUGUAUUAAUAGAACCGGUUUCUUCGUGCAAAACAGCACAAACAUCAAUUUCGGCCGCGAUGACGGAUCGAGGGUCAAUCAAGUGUGUCCGUCGUUGCGGCCCCCCAGCUUUUUUCGAAUGCGUCACUUUUGGCAUGCUUUUAGGGCAAGCUUUCCUGACCCCGCGGUUUCUCGUGCCGCAAGUUCUUAGUUUGUUUUUAACCGACUAAGAAGCACGUAAACUGGUUUUACAGUAGGCGGGUAUUGCGCAGAUUUGUCUCUACCGUCUCCAAAUUCGUUCGGUGAAGGCUCUCCUCCAAGUUGUGAUCAGCGCUCGGCAAUCUGCAGCGCACGUGAAAUAGGAUUUUUUUUUUUUUUUCUCUUACGAUGUCUGUUGGCGCGGAUGCAAGUUUUCUUCCGGGUCUAGUUUCUUGUAUAUUGAGAACCAAAUUUUCUUUUCUCUUCGUCUCUCAUUCUGCCCUUUCCUUUUUGCAUUUUGUUUGUAAUAAAAAAAACAAAAGAGCAGUUGAUUUGCGACUGUUUCGGACUGUCUUCGUGAGUUUUCACAAAUAAAGCUGGAGUAUGUGGAGUCGACA